Molecule: messenger RNA, 2299 nt
Organism: Engraulis encrasicolus (European anchovy)
Lineage: Eukaryota; Metazoa; Chordata; Actinopteri; Clupeiformes; Engraulidae
Gene: ppp1r14bb
Product: protein phosphatase 1, regulatory (inhibitor) subunit 14Bb
Exons: 4
Coding region: 546-926 (126 amino acids)
Biological process (GO): regulation of phosphorylation; innate immune response
Cellular component (GO): cytoplasm
Molecular function (GO): protein serine/threonine phosphatase inhibitor activity
Source: RefSeq, a predicted model, not a curated record
CCAGAAAAGCAUAGCAGGAAAGCUGAGGGGAAGGGGACGGACAAAAAGAGAUCGGACAGGAGAGAGAAAGAACGUAUAAUUUGGGUGAAUUACUAAUAGACCAUUAUUGUUCAUUUUUUGUCGUUCCGAGUUCCUUUCAUUGUGAACUUUCCCCCCGAAGUUGUUUCGACGAGGAACUCUCUCGUAACCAAAUAGGCACGCUCGAGCAGCGCAUGGUUUGACAGAACUUAACAACAGAGGUAGGCUACUUUUAGAUUCAAAACAGAGAACUGAACUGAAGCUCCUCUACAGUAGAUGCGAACUGCUUGGCUGACUGUCUUUGAUCGUUAUUUACUAGUAGCAAACCUCAACGCAUGUAUCUUCUAUUGAUCUUGAAGUGUAAUUCCAAACGCGUAAAGUUGUCAAAGGACAUGCCGAUUUGCAUAUCCAGAACAAUAGCACAUUUGUAGCGGCGUUUCAAAGCUGACUGGCCAGCACACCGUCGCGGAGAAGAAAAGAGCACCUCCGAGUUUGCACCCACAGUACCAAGAGGACAUUGACGGACUAUGGCGGCGGUAACAAGCCCAGAAUCGAGCCCACAGCCCCGCGUGUACUUCCAGACGCCCCCCGGCACCGAAGAGCCCGAGACCCCAGUCCGAAAGCAGGGAAGGGUGACUGUGAAAUAUGACCGGAAAGAAUUAAGAAAGAGACUGAACCUUGAAGAAUGGAUUAUAGACCAACUGACGGAUCUGUAUGAUUGUGAGGAGGAAGCCAUCCCUGAGCUGGAGAUUGAUGUGGAUGAGCUGCUGGACAUGCAGAAUGAUGCUGAUCGUGCCUCAAGGGUCAAGGACCUGCUCGUAGAAUGUUACAAACCUACUGAUGACUUUGUUACUGAGCUGCUGGACAGGAUCCGCGGCAUGAACAAACUCACACCUCAGAAGAAAUAGAAGCCUACCCUGCCAUCCACCCUCUCUCCCUGCAUCCCUCCCUCCCUGCAUCCCUCCUCCUUCCCAUCCUCCCUUUAUCUCCCUCCCUUCCUUCUCUUCUGCUUCUCUCAUCCUUUGCUCCAAGAGAGCUCAUACACCUGUCCAGAGCUGAUGGAAGUAGGGUGUCCGUAGACUAAAGGCAGGAAUAUGCUUGCUGUGUGACCCUCCAUAGGCAUACAACCGUGUGUGAAGGAGACACUGGAGGUGUCACCAAAGGGGAUAAGCAAUCUGGCUCUCCCCAAAACUUUCAGAUGAUCACCCCCAUUAGUGGGGUCAAAUUUGCACCUGUCUACAUGCCUGCGCACCUUGCGUUGAGGUGUGGUACCAUGCACAAGGCUGACAUAAAAAUAUACAUGGCAAUGCAUUCCUGCACAAAUUGUGUACGUGCAUGCAUUUCCUCUGGCAAGCAUAUUCCAUCCAUUAGAUAUGUAUCAAUAUAAUGUGUAUGGGGGUGUCUGGUGGGUGGGAUCAGGGAGAGGAGAGGUGGAAGCAAACUAUUGUCAAUCAAAGCUGUUUUAAUAAGCAGGGCUUAUCUUCACCAUCUCAAUGUAUUUUAUUAUAUUUUUGCUUUAUUUUUGGGUUGUUAUGUUAUGUAUUUUUUUCAUUUUGAAUGAACAUAUUUUUUGAACAGAAGGAAGACAUUUUUUAAAUGUAUUUGAAAAAGAAAAAAAAUGUUUUAUUUGCAAGACAGACUUUCAUGUCGUGUUGCUUUAGUGCUUUUCUGGGGUUUUUUUUGGAAUUUUUUGUGUGUUAACUUUUUUGGGGGGCUUGGGGUUAUACUCGUUCAUAUGUACUACAAGUUGCCGAGCGUGCCAUUAAACGGAAGGCACCAAUCGGCCCAUGGGCAGGUUCCUUCAUGUUUGUUUCCGCCAAUCGUUGGGCUAGCAGCACUGUUGGCUCUCAGCCAAUCACAUGAAGCCGUUAUAGCAGUGUGGCUGCAUCGGCCAAUGGGGACAAACGCGUACAGGCGGCCACGGUAUACGAGAGAGAUUCAAAAUAAUGAGGCCUUGUAUUUUUUUUUUUUGUAUUUUAUUUAUUCCUUCUGUUUUUUAUUUUUUCUGACCUUUCUUCCCCUUCGUAUAGUGUACAGUUAAGGGCUUAGUAUGACAUGAUGGUUUGUCAUGUCACUUUUUUAGCAUAGAUCACAUAAAAGAGGGGGAAAGUCAGAGGUGCAGGAAAAAGAGGGACACACACACACACACACACACACACACGCUCAGACACAAACAAACAAACAAACAAACAGAUGCACAGACUGAGACGACACAGACCACUGUUGCCCUCAGGGAACUGCAAGAACGCACGCCAACACAUAUACACACACUCACACGUGC